AUGUCCCCGGGUCCCGAGGUCCCUGUGCAGGUGUGGGUAGACGGCCAACUCUUCCAGGCCGAGCAGUCGCUGCUGGUGGAGCACUGCGGCUUCUUCCGUGGGCUCUUCCGCUCUGGCAUGCGGGAGGCGCGCGCGUCCGAGGUGCGCCUGGCUGCGCUGAGCGCGGCGGGCUUCGGCACGGCGUUACGGGUGCUGCGCGGAGAGCGGCCGGCGCUGGUGGCCGACGACGAGUUGCUGCAGGCGGUGGAGUGCGCCGCGUUCCUGCAGGCGCCCGCGCUUGCGCGCUUCCUGGAGCACAGCGUCACGUCGGACAACUGCUCGCUGCUGUGCGACGCAGCCGCCGCCUUCGGUCUGCACGACGUGCUCCACAGCGCUGCGCUCUUCAUCCGCGACGGCGCGCACGAGCUGGUGGCGGAAUUGGAGCUGCCCGAGGCCCGUGCCUACGUGGCGGGGCUGCGACCCAGCACCUACGUGGCCGUGAGCACGCACACACCCACACCUGGUUUUCUAGAGGAUGCGUCGCGCACCAUGUGCUACCUGGACGAGGAAGAGGACGCCUGGCGCACGCUAGCUGCACUGCCCUUGGAGGCCAGCACGCUGCUGGCAGGCGUAGCCACUCUGGGCAACAAGCUCUACAUCGUGGGUGGUGUAUGUGGCGCCAGCAAGGAGGUUGUGGAGCUGAGUUUCUGUUAUGACCCAGAAGGUGGCACCUGGUGCGAGUUCCCCAGCCCGCACCAGCCGCGCUAUGAUUUGGCGUUGGCCGGCUUUGAAGGCCGCCUCUAUGCCAUUGGUGGCGAAUUCCAGAGGACGCCCAUGAGCUCCGUGGAGUGCUACGAUCCCACCACAGGCUGCUGGAGCUUUGUGGCGGACUUGCCACAGCCAGCUACAGGGGUUCCCUGUGCCCACGCGCGUGGCCGCCUUUUUGUGUGCCUGUGGAGGCCGGCAGAUAUCACUGCCGUCGUUGAGUACGUGGUGCAGAUGGACAAGUGGCUGCCGGUGGCUGAACUAUGUCAUUCGCAGAGCUACGGCCACUUUAUGGUGGCCCAUCGUGACAGUCUCUAUGUGGUGCGUAAUGGACCUUCUGAUGACUUCCUGCACUGUGCCAUCGAUUGCCUCAACCUGGUCACAGGCCAGUGGACAUCGCUUCCUGGCCAGUUUGUCAACAGCAAGGGAGCACUCUUCACGUCCGUGGUGCGUGGGGACACCGUCUAUACUGUCAACCGUGUAUCCACGUUGGUGUAUGCCAUUGAAGAUGGCACCUGGAGGCUGCUCAGGGAGAAGGCUGGGUUUCCUCGGCCUGGCUCUUUGCAGACCUUUCUUCUGCGGCUGCCGCCGGGCACUACUGGGCCUGUGGCCACCGCAUUGCCAGAGUUGUGA
This is a messenger RNA of Arvicola amphibius (Eurasian water vole), 1377 nucleotides long. It is a transcript of the gene Kbtbd13, whose product is annotated as kelch repeat and BTB domain containing 13. Gene Ontology annotation, molecular function: protein binding. The record is from RefSeq and is a predicted model, not a curated record. NCBI's taxonomy places the organism in Eukaryota, Metazoa, Chordata, Mammalia, Rodentia, Cricetidae. The transcript has a single exon. Bases 1 to 1377 code for a protein of 458 amino acids.